UAUACAACACUCUGUGUAUAAUAAAAAUAUUUUCAGUUUGUGGACUUUCAGUCGAUCUAUCGGAUAAUAAAAACAGAAUGGUAAUAUUUCAAAUAGUAAAAAGUUAUAGACCGAUUACACACUGCUGGGUCACUCUGUAUAUGUAUUAACAUCUAAUACAAAAUGUCCUCAAAGUUUAUUUAGUGUCAACCUCUUAAACAAAGCCUUCCAAAUCGAUAGAAUUUAAACAAACAUUGCUGCUACCUUUGAAAAAUACGGCAGACAACAAUGAUCAGGAGAGCCAAUACACUUUAGUAAAAAUGAACAAAAAACACGUUUUUGAACGUCUGCGCCCAAAUAUUUUUGUCCAUUCUUCGAGGUUUAUAGUUAGUUUCUUAAAAAAACGAAAUAAGAAAUUAGAAAUUUCUUACGUCAUCUGCAAACAAAAAAAAGAUGGAAUACCUAGCUAAACAAUCUGGCACCAAUUUAAUUUCAGUAAAAUUAAAAUUGAGCAUUGAGCAUGAAAUAUUCUGAGAUGUUCAUUGGUGGCGAGGAACAUAUAAAAAUACAAAAAAAGAUAUAUAAGAUAUAAACAAUUAAAUAAGAGAUAUACCACGAUUUAAAAAAAUAUUAAUUAUUUCUCGGAAACCUGCGCGAUUUAUUCGAAAUCAAUUUGUAUGGGUUUCAAAAUUUAAAGAAGAUUACAACUUUUGUGUGACUAUACCUAGAUAAUUUUUUAUUUUAUUAUAAAUUAAAGAUAAAGCAAAAUCUUUCUGGACUUCGCUUUUUUUUGGACUGUUUGAUCCUAGGUUUGAUCAGAAAUAAUUUUAAUUAUGCUCAUACUUAUCAUGAUCUGAUUUUCCAUUAUUAGAGUUAACCGCACGAUCCAAUUAUAAAAACUUCCCAAUUUGUUAAUUACCCUAUGAUUAUCGAACAAAUAAUGUUAUUAUUGCAUAAUGCGUAAAAUUCGGGCACCGGUAAACGAAAGUUGCUUGGCUAGUCGCGAGAUGAGCAUUUUCAGAAUGUAUUUUUGUAAGUCGUCAGGUCAAAUAACAGUUUUCGUAGAGUUUGAAUUUUGAUUAACUUCAGUCUGGACCAGUGUGUUGACAAAAAGAAUUAUGGAUAGUCCGCCGACAUUAUCACUAACACAAAUUUGCACCGAUUCUCUUAUUCUUGCAAUCGUGGGUUUCCCCAUACUCUUGAUUCGAAAAAGCGGGAAAAUCCAUGAGCGUGGAUUUUUUUGCAACGAUGUUACAAUCACUCAUCCGAUACCCGAAGUGUCAACAAUUAACAAUAAAUAUUUCCAUUUGGUGGGGAAUCUACUAACGAUUUUUAUUAUUAUUUCAGUUGAAUUAUCGAUAAUAAAGCGCCAAGAAAAAGUUAAAUUGUGGCGAUUGUGGUGCUACAACAUUUACCAAAUCCUCACCUGCUUCACUUUGGGCCUUUUGGCCACAAUUCUGAUCACGACGAUUUUCAAAGGCUCAAUUGGACGUCUCCGACCCUAUUUCUUCAACUCUUGUCUCCCAAAUGUUAACUGUUCGUUGCCACAAAACCACCACGUUUACCACACAAUUUUCACUUGCACAAACAAAAAUUACAAGAAAAAUAGUCGACUGUCUUUUCCUUCAGGACAUUCAAGCUACGCAAUGUUUUGCGGACUUUUCCUCGCCAUUUAUUUACACAAAAGGGCCAAAAAAUUCAAACUGGGUACAAGUCUGCUUCAGAUUGCCUUAUUCGGGCUUGUUUUCUACAUAGGGUGUACCAGAAUUUUUGAAUAUCACCAUCACUGGAGUGACGUUAUUGCAGGGUUUUUGGUAGGGCUCAUAUGUGCCAUUUUUGUUAGUCUUAAUUUGUACAAAACGCUAGAUUUAGAGACAAGUCUACAAGACACCUGAUUAUGUGUAUUAUUUAUUGUAAUAAACUUUUUCUACAAACAAAA
Molecule: messenger RNA, 1918 nt
Organism: Tribolium castaneum (red flour beetle)
Lineage: Eukaryota; Metazoa; Arthropoda; Insecta; Coleoptera; Tenebrionidae
Product: putative phosphatidate phosphatase
Exons: 4
Coding region: 1098-1874 (258 amino acids)
Biological process (GO): signal transduction; phospholipid dephosphorylation; phospholipid metabolic process
Cellular component (GO): plasma membrane
Molecular function (GO): phosphatidate phosphatase activity
Source: RefSeq, a predicted model, not a curated record